Engraulis encrasicolus (European anchovy) is the source of this 2604-nucleotide messenger RNA. RefSeq names its product serine/threonine-protein kinase VRK1-like. Gene Ontology annotation, biological process: peptidyl-serine phosphorylation; signal transduction. The transcript has 13 exons. Gene Ontology annotation, cellular component: cytoplasm; nucleus. Bases 357 to 1943 code for a protein of 528 amino acids. Lineage: Eukaryota; Metazoa; Chordata; Actinopteri; Clupeiformes; Engraulidae. Gene Ontology annotation, molecular function: protein serine/threonine kinase activity; ATP binding. The record is from RefSeq and is a predicted model, not a curated record.
CAGACAGAGUUGAAGUUGAAACAGACAUGCAGCAAUACGAAGGAAUGCAAGACAACACUGCACCUGAAUAAGGUUUUUAAACACAACAGGGAAUUAGUAAUUGUCGGACAGGCACUUGCACAGUUAACUGUAAUUAUCUACACUCCACGGGAACAUGGUUUGAAGUAGCUAAUUUUGCUAAGCUAACAGAAAUAAACUUCUCUGGGUGCACAGAUUGUCAACACUUUACAGUGUUACCUUCUGACGAGGUGUCUGCUGUCAGCGCGCGCUAACCUUAAGCUAUUAAAAAGUUUAUGAAGAGAAAGCUAGUCGUAGAGAGCCUGUACAACUUUGCUGAACGCUAACACUCCACCAAAAUGCCACCAAGGAGGAAAGCACUGCCGAAUCCUCUCCCAGACGGAGUGAUGGUGACAGACACGGAAAAGAAAAGUUGGAGACUUGGAAAAGUCAUCGGUAGUGGGGGCUUUGGAAUGAUAUACCUAGCCUCCCAGUCUGUGGAUGCACCUGUUAAAGAUGACACUCAUUUUGUACUAAAAGUUGAGUAUCAUGAGAAUGGGCCCUUGUUCUCAGAGCUGAAAUUCUAUCAAAGGGCGGCCAAACCAGAAAGCAUGCAGAAAUGGAAGAGGGCGAAAGGGCUAGCCUUCCUCGGAAUCCCAACAUACUGGGGAUCAGGCCUGUUUGAACACAAAGGAACAAGGUACAGGUUUAUGGCCAUGGACCAUCUUGGCACGGACGUGCAGAAGGUGUUGGAAAAAUCCGGAGGUAGUUUCCCAAAGCACACCGUCCUAGAGCUUGGCUGUCUUAUGCUGGACGUGCUGGAAUAUAUUCAUGACAACGAGUACGUCCACGCCGACAUUAAGGCUGCCAAUCUCCUGUUGGACGUCAAGCAGCCUGGCAAGGUGUAUUUGGCAGACUAUGGUCUUGCCUACAGGUACAACCCAGGGGGCGUCCAUAAGGAGUACAAGGAGAACCCCAAGAAAGGGCACAACGGCACCAUCGAGUACACCAGCACAGAUGCUCACAAAGGCGUCGCUCCGUCCAGACGUGGGGACCUGGAGAUCCUGGGCUACUGUCUGCUGCAUUGGCUGAGCGGGACGCUGCCCUGGCUGUCCGUCCUCAGGGACCCAGCCAAAGUCCAGGAAGCCAAGGCCAAGCUGAUGUCUAACCUUCCUGACUCGGUCACUCAGCUGUGCGGCUCCGCUGCGGGCAGUGCCGAGCUUGGACGCUUCAUGGUCCGAGUGAAGAGCCUGGGCUAUAUGGACCGGCCCGACUACCAGGCGCUGAAGAAGAUCCUGAUGGAUGGGGUGCCGCAGGGCUCAAGGGGACAAGGCCUGCUGGACCUCCACAGAGCCAGACCACAGAAGGGUCCAGAACCGUCUACUCCAAAGCCCGCAGGCCAAGCCAAACCUCCCGCUAGAAGGCCAGCCAAGCCAAAGACGAAGCCCGUCGUUCCUGCCACUGGCCAGGACGAUGUUUCCGACGAGGACAGUCCAAAGACGGAUCUCCGCAGAGCAAAACCGCCGGCAAGGCCUCGUGGACAGGCAUCCCGCCCAGCCAAGCCAGCCGCGAAAAAAAUCACGACUGUAAAGCCUGCCAUUCAAAAAUCUCCAGAGGAAGAUGAUGAUGAUGAUGAUUAUGCUGAGAGUGAAGAGUCAGAAGAAGGCGAUGAUGACGACGUUUCCUCUGAUGAAGAGCAAGACACUAGGAGAGGCGCAGCACGUGGAAGAGGCACUGCAGGGAGGAAAAAGACAGCUCCGGCCAGAAGACGGCCAUAUAGUGAUGACAGCGAUGAGGACUACGACCCCGGGCCUGAGUACAGGGCAGCCCAGGCCCAGCGGGGAGCAUCGGGAUCAGCAGCAGCAGCAGCAGCGGUAGACAGCCUGUGUCCCGCACUGGAGAAAGUAAGCCUACGCAGAAGCCCUCGCCUCAAUCCUGACCUCUGAGCUCUGAGACAGUCAGAACCUACUGUACACUGCAGACCUUUGGGCCACUCCCAGGGUUUUUGUGGUAGCUGCACUGAAUUGAAGUCGUGAUUUUUUUUUAGUUUAAGUAACCAGUUAAUUUUAGAGCUAAUGUUGCCUUACACAAUAAGUUAUAUAAUUGAAGAAAAUGCAUUUAUGUGGAUUUAUGAAGAUAUUUCUUUUUAUUCGCUUUAUUGUACAAAUCCAAAACAAAUCAACACAAUUUUUCUGCCACACUUUUUUUCUUUUUAAUGAAGACAACAUGCAUGCCAAAAUAUCCAAGUAGAAGAAGAGGGCCUGAAGCAAACGUGCCAAGGACCCCAUCAUCACAAUAUGGACGCAGGGCUACCAGUCACCCGGCCACAGCUCAAGACAAACUCCCCCGAAGAAAGGUGGGGAACAAUGGCCAUGGCCCUGUGUACUAUCCGCCUUCAUCCAACCAUCAUCACAAUCACUGGACAGAGUACUCCUAUGACCACGAAGGAAAUCAUAGGAGGGACCAUAGCAUUAGGGGGCAUUCAUACCAAUACACUGACCCGCCACAAGGGUAUCCUGCAUGUGCAACUCCUGAAGACAAUCAAAGUACUUCACUGAAUUCCCAAGUUCAGAAACAGGAAGGACGUUACCGCUGGUUCAGCACUAA